GGAUAAGAGACAAACAAAGAGAAUCAAACAAGCAAUCCGAUCGAUUUACCAGAUCGUCAUGAUUCUUGCAAGAUGCUUACCCUUGAUUUGGCUAUCUCUACUUACUGUGUGUGCUGGGAGGACAUUGCACCCUCUCCCUGUUAAAGGACCCAAAAAUGUCAAGCUUCAACUUCAGACUUCACGUCCCUAUAACAUCGCACACAGAGGUUCCAAUGGAGAGAUCCCAGAAGAAACUACUGCUGCAUAUUUGAAAGCAAUUGAAGAAGGUACAGACUUCAUAGAAACAGAUAUCUUAUCAUCCAAAGAUGGUGUGCUUAUAUGUUUCCAUGAUUGUAUCCUCGACGAAACAACCGAUGUUGCAAGCCACAAGGAGUUUGCUGAUCGUAAAAGGACAUAUGAUGUGCAAGGAUUCAACAUCACUGGAUUUUUCACUUUUGAUUUUACUCUCAAAGAACUAAAGAAACUGCGUACAAAACAGCGAUAUACUUUUCGGGACCAGCAAUACAACGGAAAGUACCCUAUUAUUACAUUUGAAGAAUUCAUUACCAUUGCUCGGGAUGCUCCAAGAGUUGUUGGGAUAUAUCCUGAGAUUAAAAAUCCAGUUUUAAUGAACCAGCAUGUCAAAUGGCCUGGCGGUAAGAGAUUUGAGGAUAAAGUUGUGGAGACACUUAAGAAGUAUGGGUAUGGAGGCUCAUAUUUGUCCAAGAAGUGGUUGAAAAAACCAUUAUUUAUUCAGUCAUUUGCCCCAACUUCACUCGUGUACAUAUCAAAUUUGACAGACUCGCCGAAAGUCCUUCUAAUAGACGAUGUUACCAUGCCGACGCAAGACACUAAUCAGACAUACGCAGAGAUCACAUCAGAUACGUAUUUCGACUACAUCAAGCAAUAUGUUGUGGGUAUUGGACCAUGGAAGGAUACAAUUAUUCCAGUAAAUAACAACUAUAUGCUAGCCCCCACAGAUUUGGUCAAAAGAGCUCACGCACAUAAUCUACAGGUGCACCCAUAUACGUACAGGAAUGAACACGAAUACUUACACUUUAACUUUAGCCAAGACCCAUAUAAGGAAUACGACUACUGGAUCAAUAAGAUUGGAGUUGAUGGACUCUUCACUGAUUUCACAGGCAGCCUCCAUAACUUUCAAGAAUGGACAUCUCCAUUACCUGAUACCUCCAAGUCUCCACGACAGCUUUUGGGUCAAAUUGCCUCAUUGGUCCUCCCUUAUGCAAAGGCUUAAAGUUCCACAUUAACACCUAUCAGUAAACCUAUUGUUUGCCAUUAAUUGUAUUGAAUAAAGUCUUAAUGAUCAU
Arabidopsis arenosa is the source of this 1307-nucleotide messenger RNA. The record is from the annotation of a GenBank genome assembly. Lineage: Eukaryota; Viridiplantae; Streptophyta; Magnoliopsida; Brassicales; Brassicaceae.